UUAUUUAGAAAAACUUGUGGAAUAUUUGCAAGGACGUUUACAAAUUAAAUAUAGUUGCGUUUAUUUAAUCAACACUCAACAGCCUUCUUCCGCCCUACAUAACUAUGAGAUAAUCCAGUGUCCAGAGAUUUCUCAAUGCCCAGAUACGACAACUUACGUCUUUAGUAAAAGCAGAUGAGCUGGAGAGAGUCCAAUAGAGCAACGUGAUUGCGAGAUGAGACAUUCCUUAAUUUAAAAAGCUUGCAUUCAGUUGAAAUUCCUGCCGUUGGCAAGUACUAAAGUUAACGAAAGUUAACGGCGUAUGUUGAAAGUUUCCGUGCCACAAAACAAUUUCAAAAAUGGAAGUCGACGAUAAUCAGACCGUUGAUUUGGAUCCGGUAGUUAAAGAGAUUCCCAUUUAUCUAUCGAAGCGUCUAGAGAAACAGCUCUAUGUGUUCCAAUAUCCAUUCAGGCCGAAGCUCUCUAAAACUGAACUGGCCAUUGAGAAAUCCUACCUGAAACCGGACAACAAAGAAGUGAAACUGGAGAUGGGAAUUGACACUAGUUCCUCUAAUUUUGAUAUCACCAAAGCAGAGCAGAUAGCCAUGGAGGUAGAUGGAAUGCAGACUGACAAGAACAAAGAUAAGGAGGUUGUGUUUGAGAAUGAGUACAUGGACAAAAUUAUAUUGACAUCAAGCAAUGUGGUGCAGAACACAGAUAAAUAUGCUAUUGGUGUCUUCAAUGGUAAGGAGUAUCACAUAAGUCCUCUGGAGGGGUUUCUGCAGAUGAAACCUUGCCUGGAUUACUUGAAUAAGGUCAAGAGAAAGAGGGACACUAAUACAGAUGAUGAAGAUGAUCCUGAGGCUGGACCAAGUGCAGCCGAAGCUGUCACAGUGAAAUUUUCAAGGAACAGAAAUGAUAAGCAAAUGAAAUCUAGGGAUGUCAGUUAUAAGAAGCUGAAGGAAAAAAGAGAUGCUGAAAGCUGGAUUGAAUGCAAGUGGAAUACAAGCACCAGCUCAACCAGUGAGAUUACCAAGCAGAAACUAUUUUCAGAGUGCUUCGAUGAUAUUGGUCAGGGGAUAAAUGUGAAACCCUCAGAGUAUAUUAAAAUUUUGGUGCCUGAUGAUAAAGAGGAAGCCAUUAUUAAACCUUCGCUACCCUCAAAUGUUGUCUCUUUGCAUGCAUUGAGAGCAUUGCCAUUGUUGGAACAGUGCAGGUUACUUUUGAAAGAUGCAAAAAUUAUACAAUUUCAACAGCUCAUUAUUUUGUUGGCUGGCUGUGAUGGCGCGACUUCUGAAGCGUUACUGAAGACUUUACCUCAAGUUGCUGUUUUAGUUCGCGGUAAUUGGAUAGUAAAAUCUGAAAUUUUGUAUCCGCAAGAUACGUUUUCGGCUGUGGGCGGUGUUCCAGCUGAACUCAUGUGUCGAUCUCGUGAUUAUGUGUUAUAUUUAUUUACUAAGAAGCAAUUUAUAACAAGGAAAGAGGUCUGCUUGCGUUUACCAAUCGAAGAGAUUAAGGAAAUAUUUACGGGGAUUUCGAAAUUGGAUCGAAGCAAACGCUGGUCUUUGGUGCUUCCCACUGACACAGAUUUUAUGGGAAAGCACUUCGAAGUGGUUGAAAGGCAGCAGGCGCUUUGGGAACAGAGAGUAAAGCAACUGGAGAGCUUCAUGGAAUGCAAGGAAAAGGAGAAAGAGAAGAAGCAUCGGCGGAAGAGUAAGAGCGUCUGCGAGGAAGCGCAGAGCAAAGAAUCCGACCUUGACUCGAGCGUGGAAAAGCCGACGUCGCCGGAAGCGGUUCGGAAGAAAAAAGCCAAAUGAUAUUUCUACAACAUAGGAUUAUUGUAAUGAAAUUGAAGACUUAUUAGUAUGUUAUCUAGUCUUUGCAAUUUCGGAAGAUUGGAAUCCAGUUCCUCUUUAUUUUUCUACGGAGAAAAGAAAGAUACAAAUUGCUGUUAUUUUUGUAUGACUUGUAUUAUUAUUGCCUUUACAUUUUAACUUUUUUUGUGAUAUUAAUGUAAAUCGAUUACGUUUUUUUUUUCUAAACUCAGCUAUUUGUUUCAUGUCGAAUGUAUUAUAUUAAGAUAAUUAUAUGAAAUACACUAUAAUAUAUUUAUG
Messenger RNA from Nicrophorus vespilloides, 2093 nucleotides. RefSeq names its product DNA-directed RNA polymerase III subunit RPC5 (gene Polr3E). The record is from RefSeq and is a predicted model, not a curated record. The transcript is spliced from 5 exons. Bases 339 to 1796 code for a protein of 485 amino acids. Gene Ontology annotation, cellular component: nucleus; RNA polymerase III complex. Gene Ontology annotation, biological process: DNA-templated transcription. NCBI's taxonomy places the organism in Eukaryota, Metazoa, Arthropoda, Insecta, Coleoptera, Silphidae.